AUGAGCCAUCAAACAGACGUAUUCAUUAUUGGCUCUGGUGUAUCUGGGUUGUAUGCAGCCAUACUGCUUUCCAAAAUCGGACUGUCCAUACAAAUAAUCGACAAUAAGACACAAUCACCGUCUGGACUCUUGGUAUUUUCACCACGUAGUUUACAGCUUCUAAAACAGAUGAACUUGCUCGAUACCAUCACCGCCAAGGGUAUGAAACACUGGAGGCUGGAUAUAUACGAGCACAACGCCUUGGCAGAUAGUAUCCAGUUAUGGGAUAACGAUGUGACAGGCUAUAACUAUUGUCUGUCCUGUGAACAGUCCGUUGUGUGCGAUAUCCUCAGACAACAUGUCAGUUUGGAUGUGAUGAAGGAACGCAUCACCAAGAUAGAGGAUCAAGAUGACUUUAAGCGAAUCGAGUUGAGUCAUGGUCAAUGCUGGAAAUCACAGUUUGUUCUGGUAGAAAACGAUGAUACAAAUCUUGUCAGACAAACAUUAGGUAUCGGAUACAAGUAUCACAAUAACAAGAGGUACUUUUAUACCCUUCAAAUAGCCAUUCUUCAGUCCAAUUUUCCUAGCAUCAGACAGAUCUCGGUGAUCAAAAAGAAUCAAGAGAAUGUGUUGAUUGUAGGACAUCAGGAUACACUCUAUAUCACAUUUGAACAUAAGCCUAGUUGGAGCAAAGUAUCCAUUGAUGAUGAAAUCCCUGUCGCCUUGGCUCUUGGACACAUCAAAUACAUGAUGGAUCCCUUUCAAGUGGAAUUUGGUAGAGUGAAAAGCUAUACGAAAUGGAAAGGCGAUCAAAGGUCAAGUGAGCUAUUUGAGCACGAAGGUUACUUCUUCAUAGGCUCUUCUUCUCAAACAACCUCACCACUUUUGGAUAUUAAUGCGUACUUUGAAGGUGUUCAGAACCUUUGUUGGAAGCUAGGACUUGUUUUUCGACAAUGUGCUAGUACCACUUUGCUCGAUACAGUCAAUCAAGAGACACAGCUCAAGUCAGCAGAGUAUAUCCAGACAUCGAUCGUAUGGAUGGAGCGAAUGCUGUCUACGUCGCCCUUGCGAGAGAUCAGGUACCAGCUUGAUCGACUGAAACGGUGCUUUGUAGGGGAUACGCCAUAUGCGUCCAACCUGAUUAACUGCCACCAUCAAGAGAUUAGCAGUACUUUUGAAUUCACCAUCGGUGCUGGCUGCUUAGCUCCCAAUGGAAACUUAAAGCCGUACAGUCUGGUUCAACUCUUGCUGCUGACCAAUACAAAACCUGCAAAGCCAGCGACGACGCAGUUAAAGCCGUCAAACAGUACAAGCAUAGAACAUUCAAGAGGACGAUCGAGCUCGAUGAACAAUAGUAAUCUAUCGAACCUCUUUAAUAUCUUUCAAAAGGGACACAAGAAACAAAACAGUACAUCAAGCAAUAAGAUGACAGUAGUCACUGAGCGCAGAUCAUCCGAACGGUGGAAGAGCAUUAGACCAAACUAUCUACAGCUCCUCGACUGUAUCCAAAGCACUACUCAGUUCACCCUCCUUGUCUUUUGUGGUUCACUGUCCACUUUUGAAUCUUCUCCUCUAUCCAAAGUGACUCAACAGAUAUCCUCUCCCAUCUCCUUUCUUUACCAUUACACGCCGGACAUGAUGCAUAGCAGCAGCAGCCCGACGACCCGAUGGUCGGCCUCAUCGAUUCAUUCAUUUUAUCAACGACGAUCGACGGACACGACUCGGUCUUCAUUCGAAGACAGUCUGAGGUUCUCAUACAAGCCGCAACCACCUAGUGAACCCGACCUGUUUUCGAUCAUGUUUAUUUCGAAUUCGACAAAACAAGAAGCGAACCAGUACCUUACCCAGACACCUCCCUCGGUCGUCCACUCGACCUGGCCAUUUGGACUCGACAAAGUCUACCUUGAUCAUGACCAGCAGUGUUACAAGGCAUAUGAAAUCAAACAACCCGAGAUCAUCGUGAUCCGUCCUGACGGUUACAUUGGGACACGAGUGGAUAAUUAUGAUCAAUUAUGUCUUUAUUUUGAUUCAUUUUUAACUUCCCCCAAUGAACAUAGCGCGGCGGCUGUGGUAGCCGCGAGCUAUUAUGGCUGA
Molecule: messenger RNA, 2073 nt
Organism: Rhizopus microsporus ATCC 52813
Lineage: Eukaryota; Fungi; Mucoromycota; Mucoromycetes; Mucorales; Rhizopodaceae
Product: FAD/NAD(P)-binding domain-containing protein
Exons: 5
Coding region: 1-2073 (690 amino acids)
Molecular function (GO): FAD binding
Source: RefSeq, a predicted model, not a curated record